AGACCAGCACAAGCUGUUAUAAAGAAAGGCAGUGGUGUGCGGGGCGGGGCUUACACCGAAAUCACAUAUUUGGAAGGGUGGGGGACAAACCACGCAAUUUAGGAUGCUCAGUCAACAGUUCUAAAGCUGCAAAAACAACUUGAGAAGUGGAACCUAGGGGCGGACAAGGAGGGGAGGAAGGGUCCAACUCUCUUCGUAAUAUUGAUCCGCGGCGAGGGCCAUUCUCGUCUCUUUCCCAUUCUACUAAUCCCCUGUCUUCUGCUGCACCGAAAGAACACGAGCACCUGAAGGUAGUUGGAGUCCCCUAGAAAUGGAUAAAUUCGUCAUUCGAACACCCAGAAUCCAGAAUAGUCCUCAGAAGAAAGAUCCUGGAGGAAAGAUUUACAAGCAGGCCACCAUUGAAUCCCUGAAGAGAGUUGUGGUUAUAGAAGACAUAAAAAGAUGGAAAACUAUGUUGGAGCUUCCUGAUCAAAGCAAAGAGAAUCUAGUCGAAGCCUUACGAGAAUUAAAGAAGAAAAUACCUUCCAGAGAAGUGUUAAAGUCAACAAAGAUAGGUCAUACUGUGAACAAGAUGCGUCAACACUCAGAUUCAGAAGUGGCUUGUCUUGCCAGAGAAGUUUACACUGAGUGGAGAACUUUCAUAGAAAAACAUGUCAAUAGACCUUCCAUAGAAGUCCGAAGUGAUGCCAAAACUGAGACAUUUAGGAAAAAUGCCCAGAAAUUACUCUCAGAAGCCUUGGAAUUAGAGAUGGAUCACCUACUGGUUGAAAAUAUUGAACGGGAAACGUUUCAUCUCUGCUCCCGCCUCAUUAGUGGGCCAUACCGGCGGACGGUGAGAGCCCUGGUCUUCACAUUAAAGCACCGAGCUGAAAUCCGGGAGCAGGUGAAGAGCGGCCUGCUGCCAGUCGGCACGUUUGUACAGACCCACAAAAAGUGACCUGAGGGUGGUUCCAGCACUGGGCUGGGCAGAAAGGAAAGUGGGCCUCUCUCUGCCAUUCAAAGACUCUUUUGAGUUUGGGUGAUGGUUGGUGCUGGCUGUGCUAAAUUCCCCACGGUGCCAUUCCUUCAGACAGAGGAUGCAGAGCCCUGGAGGCAGGCCUGCAGGAAAUGCCGCAUUAGCUGGAGUGCACUGGGGCUGCCCAACAGGACGAGUGCUCGCUGCCACUAGGAAGCGCAGCACGGUUGCCAUCACCCAACGCAGUGAAAGGGUGACGGAUUUCACUGUGCGUGUGCCAAGGACACCUCUAAACUUCCCCCGCGUCAGGCGGAUGAAGUUACUGCUUUAUUUCACCACCCUGCAGGUAACUGAAACUCAAUUACCGCUGCUGCUCACUCGGUUCCAUCCCCCCGAGUUUAGAUAGCGCCAGUGCCUCUCAGAACUCCCCCGUCUGUUCUCUUUGCGCUGCCCCAGGGGUGAGCCUGCUGGAGCCCGCCAGCUACCCCUUCUUUGCAGAACUGACUUAUCUGAACGUUUCAGCUCUCCCUGGAAGACCUUCCACGCGCUGGUCUCCAGAGCCCCCAUGCUGGGGUUUCUAAUGAGGAGCUGGCCUGAAGCAUGCCCACUCCUUGGAGUUUAUUUGAAUAUGCUCGCUGCCUCGGUUUAGGGCUCUGUAGAAGAUACCUAAUGGAAUUGCUCUUGAAAUGAAUUACUGUAAGUGAAAAAUUAUAUACAUAUGUUUUUUAAAACAAAAUACCUGUAUAUAGGCUUGCUUAAACAAUUAUGGAACUGAUACUUGCUUUUUUAAAAAAAAUAAUAAACUGUGGCUUUUUUCCCCUAAAA
Bubalus bubalis (water buffalo) is the source of this 1780-nucleotide messenger RNA. RefSeq names its product transcription elongation factor A N-terminal and central domain containing 2 (gene TCEANC2). Gene Ontology annotation, cellular component: nucleus. Lineage: Eukaryota; Metazoa; Chordata; Mammalia; Artiodactyla; Bovidae. The record is from RefSeq and is a predicted model, not a curated record. The coding region runs from base 311 to 937 and encodes 208 amino acids. The transcript is spliced from 5 exons. Gene Ontology annotation, biological process: DNA-templated transcription.